ACUCGCUGAUCACUCCCAGUCCUCCCACUUCCACUUCUCAGUCCUGCUUCACUAGCUACUUCACCAAAACACUAAACCAUUAUGGUGGAAAUUGAAUAAGCACUGAAAGAUUCGAGAAAUUGCAGUGAACAGCAAAAGAGAAGAAAAAAAAUGCAGAUACAGGCUCGGUUUCUGCCGCUGCUCUUCUUCUUCUGCUGCCGCUGCUGCAUUCUCUUCUCUUCUUUGGCUUCUGCCUCCACCGAUGAAGCGGCGACCUUGUUGUCGAUAAAAGCUGGCCUCAUCGAUUCGUUAAACAGUCUUCGAGAUUGGGAAUUGCCCAACAAUUCGGUUGGCAACAGUGCAGCUCACUGUAAGUGGACUGGUGUCCACUGCAACUCAAAUGGAGCUGUGGAAGGACUUGAUCUUUCACGGAUGAAUAUGAGCGGGAACAUCUCGGAUGACAUACAGAGACUGCAGAGUCUUUCACUCCUUAACAUUUCUAGCAAUAGCUUCUCUUUGUUCCCGGAGUCUGUGACGAAUCUUUCGUCACUGAAGAUCAUUGAUGUCAGCCAGAAUUUUUUCAUCACUAGCUUUCCGGCUGGUUUCGGGAGAAUAGCUGGAUUGACAAUGCUCAAUGCCUCGAGCAACAACUUCUCGGGAUUGAUUCCCGAGGAUCUGGGCAAUGUGAGCGCAUUGCAGAUCUUAGACCUCAGAGGGAACUUCUUUCAAGGGUCUAUACCGAAGUCUUUCAAAAACCUGCAGAAGCUGAAGUUUCUCGGCCUAUCUGGGAACAAUCUCACUGGCCAGAUUCCAGGAGAGCUCGGCCAACUCACUUCUCUGGAGAGCAUAAUUCUUGGGUACAACGAAUUCACUGGUGGAAUCCCAGCUGAGUUCGGAAAUCUCACGAAUUUAAGGUAUCUCGAUUUGGCAGUCGGGAAUCUUGGUGGUCAGAUUCCUGCCGCGUUGGGGCAGCUCAAGCAGCUAGAAACUAUGUUCUUGUACAACAACAAUUUUGAAGGUAGUAUCCCGCCGGCAAUAGGAAGCAUUGCAUUAUUGCAAUUGCUUGAUCUCUCGUUCAACCUGUUAUCGGGAGAAGUUCCAGCUGAAGUUGCUCAACUGAAGAACUUAGAGCUCUUGAACCUCAUGUGCAACAACUUGUCUGGGCUGGUACCCCCGGGGAUAGGUGGGUUGACAAAAUUGAAGGUUCUUGAGCUCUGGAACAAUUCUCUGUCUGGUCCAUUGCCAAGUGAUCUUGGCAAGAACUCACCCUUGCAAUGGCUGGACAUCUCAUCCAACUCUUUCUCCGGCGAGAUGCCUGCAAACUUGUGCAGCGGAGGGAAUCUCACCAAACUCAUCCUCUUCAACAAUGCCCUCUCGGGUCAGAUCCCGGUUAGCCUUUCAAGUUGCGCCUCCCUAGUUCGGGUUCGAAUGCAGAAUAAUCUUCUAUCAGGUACAAUUCCAGGAGGAUUUGGAAAGUUACAGAAGCUUCAAAGGUUGGAGCUGGCAAAUAACAGUCUCACAGGUCAAGUACCUAAUGACAUCGCCUCUUCAACAUCGCUUUCUUUCAUUGAUCUCUCCAUGAACAAUUUCCAAUCUUCCUUACCCUCCACAAUUCUCUCCCUCCCCAAUCUCCAAAGCUUCAUGGCCUCGCGCAAUAAUUUCGAGGGAGAAAUCCCGGACCAGUUCCAAGAUUGCCCUUCGCUUUCGGAGCUGGAUCUCUCUUCAAACCAGUUAUCUGGCACCAUCCCAUCAAGCAUCGCUUCCUGCGAAAGGUUGGUCAAGUUGAACCUGAGGAACAAUCGGUUAACUGGAGAGAUCCCAAACGCCAUUGCCAUGAUGCCCACUUUGGCUGUUUUAGAUCUAUCAAACAACUCUUUGACCGGCGGAAUACCCAAGAAUUUCGGGAUGUCGCCCGCCUUGGAAGUGUUGAAUGUUUCCUACAACCAGUUAGAAGGUCCUAUUCCGGCAAAUGGCGUGUUGAGGACCAUAAAUCCCGAAGAUCUUGUGGGAAAUGCCGGUCUAUGCGGUGGGGUACUCCCUCCUUGCUCAGGAAGUUUGGCAUUGACUUCGUUUCGAAGGAGCUCGCACACAAAGCACAUCAUUGCCGGAUGGAUUGUCGGUAUAUCAACAGCUAUGGCGAUUUUCAUAGCUCUUUUCGGCAUGAGAACUCUCUAUCGAAGGUGGUACUUGUCAAAAGGAAGUUGCUUCGAGGAAAGGCUUGAGGUGGAGAGCGGAGAGUGGCCAUGGCGACUAAUGGCAUUCCAAAGGCUCAGGUUCACGAGCACCGAUAUCCUAGCUAGCCUUAAGGAAUCGAACAUCAUUGGGGCCGGAGCCACUGGAACAGUUUACAAAGCCGAGAUAUCGAGGUCUAACACUGUUGUGGCCGUUAAAAAGCUCUGGAGAUCGGGAACAGAUAUUGAAGCAGCAAGCGACGAUGAUCUAGUGGGGGAAGUGAAACUCCUUGGGAGAUUACGGCACCGGAACAUAGUACGUUUGCUCGGGUUUCUUCACAACAAGACCAAUAUGAUGAUCAUGUAUGAGUUCAUGCAAAAUGGAAAUCUUGGAGAAGCAUUACACGGGAAACAAGCAGGGAAUCUACUCGUGGAUUGGGUCUCACGGUACAAUAUAGCGCUUGGCAUCGCCCAAGGGCUGGCUUAUCUGCACCAUGAUUGCCAUCCCCCGAUCAUUCAUCGAGAUAUCAAGUCGACCAAUAUUUUGCUCACUGCGAACCUAGAAGCCAGAAUUGCCGAUUUUGGGUUGGCAAAAAUGAUGCUCCGGAAGAACGAAACAGUAUCGGUAGUGGCAGGGUCCUAUGGAUACAUUGCGCCUGAGUACGGAUACACCAUGAAGGUUGACGAAAAGAUAGACAUAUACAGCUUCGGUGUCGUACUUUUGGAGCUCAUCACAGGCAAAAGGCCUCUAGAUCCCGAGUUCGGAGAAUCCAUUGACAUUGUCGAGUGGAUACGGAGGAAAGUCAGGGACAACAGAGCCCUGGAAGAGGCUCUAGACCCCAACGUAGGAAACUGCAAGCAUGUGCAGGAAGAGAUGCUUUUGGUGCUCAGAGUAGCGGUCCUCUGUACUGCAAAGCUGCCGAGAGAUAGGCCCUCCAUGAGGGAUGUCCUAACGAUGCUCGGAGAGGCCAAGCCUCGGAGAAAGAGCAGUAGCAAUGGCGCCACAAUGUAUGACGCUGGCAAAGACAAGCCGGUUUUCAGCACGUCACCUGUAAAUGGCCUUCUCUAGGGACUAGAGUUCUGAGUAUUUGAGUUCCUUCUGGCUAAUAGCUUCUUCAAUUCUUCUCUGUAUGUAGAAUUUCUUAAUUGAAUGCUUGUAGCUACUGGUUCUGAUAUCUGUAGAGAUCGCCGGUAUAUGAUCUAGGUACCUUUUUUGCAAGUAAAACCUCAUUUGCGGUA
This is a messenger RNA of Syzygium oleosum, 3389 nucleotides long. Its product is annotated as MDIS1-interacting receptor like kinase 1. The coding region runs from base 151 to 3219 and encodes 1022 amino acids. The record is from RefSeq and is a predicted model, not a curated record. The transcript is spliced from 2 exons. Gene Ontology annotation, biological process: protein phosphorylation. Gene Ontology annotation, molecular function: ATP binding; protein binding; protein kinase activity. Lineage: Eukaryota; Viridiplantae; Streptophyta; Magnoliopsida; Myrtales; Myrtaceae.